AUGUCGGACGACGAAUUCAUGAUGGACGACAUCGCGGACGACGAGGAAUAUGACUUUGACUACGACGAUGAUGAUGACGAUGCCGACGACGGCGACGCCGGCGGUGAUGUUGAGAACCAGUACUACAAAGCCAAAGCUCUGAAGGAUGAUGACUCGGCUGGGGCUUUGAAAGCCUUUAGGACUAUUGCGGAGGACCAGCCGGAGAAGGGUGAAUGGGGUUUCAAAGCACUCAAGCAAAUGACCAAGCUCAACUAUCUCCAAUUGCAUCAACCCGACCCCGCCCUGGAGACAUACAAAGAGCUCUUGGGCUACACCAAGAACAAUGUGACGAGAAACUAUGCCGACAAGUCGAUCAACAACAUCUUGGACUAUGUUGGAGGGGAGGGCAAGGUGCGUUCUGUGCCUAUAGAUACGUUGGAGAAGUUUUACGAUGUCACUCGGGUUGCUUGUGACGAGGCCAAGAACGAGCGACUGUCGACAAAGUGCAACCUCAAACUCGCCAAGCUCUGGUUAGAUCGUAAAGAAUACACCCGCCUGACUCCUAUCCUCAACUCUCUGAAAGCCACUUGCACACCUUCCGACGUGUCUUCUUCCGACGACCAAUCCAAGGGCUCUUUAUUACUGGAGAUCUACGCUAUCGAGAUUCAAAUGUACAGCGACUUGAAGGAGAACAAGAAGCUCAAGGCCAUCUACCAUGCCGCUUCCCAAGUCAAGAAUGCCAUCCCCCAUCCUCGUAUCUUGGGUGUCAUCAAGGAGUGUGGUGGCAAGAUGUGGAUGAAUGAACGGGAGUUUGGUCGAGCCUCGGAAGACCUUUUCGAAUCGUUCAAGCAGUACGACGAAUCUGGAUCAGCGCAGAGAAUACAGGUGCUCAAGUACCUUGUGCUCAACACCAUGUUGAACGCGAGCGAUAUCAAUCCCUUCGACUCGCAAGAGAUCAAGCCUUACCGAAACGAUCCCCAGAUCAUGGCGUUGACCAAUCUGGUCGACGCUUUCAACAAGCGAGACGUCUUGGCAGCCGAAAAGAUCCUCAAGACCAACGCUGCUACCAUCACCUCUGACCCCUUCAUUGCCUCAUUCAUCGCCGACCUUCUUUCCACCCUCCGCACAGUGUACAUCAUCGACAUUUCCAAACCCUACACCCGACUUGAGCUCGACUAUCUCGCAGAACAGCUCCAGAUUUCUCGAGGGGAGGUGGAGAACUUGGUUAUGGGUGCGAUUUUGGAUGGCAAGAUCAAGGGCAAGAUUGAUCAGGUUCAAGGAGUUCUGGUGCUCGACAAAUUUGGUGCGGCACAAAGGGCGAGAUACUUGGCUGUCCGGGAAACGGCAGUCAAGGUCAGGCAGCUCGCGGGCAAGGUCGAGAUCGACAAGCUGGGGCCGAAAGAUGGUGGAGCGAGGCAGUGGACAGGGCAGAUGGCACCCGGGAUACCUGCGUUUUAG
This is a messenger RNA of Cryptococcus wingfieldii CBS 7118, 1437 nucleotides long. RefSeq names its product COP9 signalosome complex subunit 2. The transcript has 14 exons. Gene Ontology annotation, cellular component: COP9 signalosome. Gene Ontology annotation, biological process: protein deneddylation. Bases 1 to 1437 code for a protein of 478 amino acids. The record is from RefSeq and is a predicted model, not a curated record. Lineage: Eukaryota; Fungi; Basidiomycota; Tremellomycetes; Tremellales; Cryptococcaceae.